AUGGCGAUACCUCUCACAUCGGAGGAGCGACAUCGUCAAUCACUCACAUAUGGCUUGAUCAUUGGCACGGGAAUUCUAUCGUUGAUUGUUUGUGGACUGAGACUCUAUGCAAGGGCCAAAGUGGUUAGGACAUUUGGAGCUGAUGAUAUCGCCGUCUGUAUUUUGUUGGUCAUUACCCAGAUCUUUAAUGGUCUAGGAGUUGCCAUUGUCUAUUAUGGAGAAGGACGACACUAUACAAAUGUCUCUGAAAAGGAUCAAGCAAUUUGGCUCAAGCUUUAUUAUGUGGCAAUGUGCCUCUACCUCUACGCGUCACUGUCCGUAAAGAUGAGCUUACUGAUCUUUCUCCGACGAAUCUUCGUUAAAGCUUGGAUGAACUGGCUCACGUUAGGCUUAAUGAUCUUCCAAGUUCUAUUCUCAAUCUCUGGCUCAUUCGUUCUGGCCUUUCAAUGCGAUCCAGCAAGAGCGGCCUACGAUACAAGCGUUACCGGAAAUUGUUAUUCGCAAUUCAAGUUAUACCAAAUCACACUAUACCAAGCCGUGCUCAUCUUCGUUUCGGAUGUCAUCAUUCUCAUCUCGCCGAUGGUAGUCCUCUGUGGAUUAAACAUGCCUACCAGAAAAAUCGUCGCUUUAAUGUUUAUUUUCGGAUCAGGUAUAAUUGCAUGUAUCGCUCCUCUUGUGCGCUUUAGCACACUGGAUUAUCUACGCCACGGCACAGAAGAUCUUACCUACGACUCCGCUUCUUCUUUAUACUGGAUGGCCAUUGAAUUCAACAUUGGUCUCGUCGCCGGUUCGCUCUCCUCUCUCCGACCGUUACCAUUUUUCCGACGAUUCGGAUCGAGUAAUGGAUCACGAUAUAAGAUCUCAACGGGCGAUACACCACACGAACUUGCGAAUCGAACUAAGAGUGUGAGAAGCAAGAAGCUUAGUCAUGGUAUGGGGACAACGAUAUUGGAGGAAACGGUGAAUUCGAGUCAAGAACGGAUCGUCACUGUUGUCAAGGGGGGAUUUUGCAUCAUCACGCAGUGA
Messenger RNA from Penicillium malachiteum, 1026 nucleotides. RefSeq lists its product as uncharacterized. The coding region runs from base 1 to 1026 and encodes 341 amino acids. The transcript is spliced from 8 exons. NCBI's taxonomy places the organism in Eukaryota, Fungi, Ascomycota, Eurotiomycetes, Eurotiales, Aspergillaceae. The record is from RefSeq and is a predicted model, not a curated record.